This is a messenger RNA of Aspergillus affinis, 2187 nucleotides long. Its product is annotated as putative JmjC domain protein. Lineage: Eukaryota; Fungi; Ascomycota; Eurotiomycetes; Eurotiales; Aspergillaceae. Bases 1 to 2187 code for a protein of 728 amino acids. The transcript is spliced from 3 exons. The record is from RefSeq and is a predicted model, not a curated record.
AUGCCGAAUCAACGCCCCCGGGCAGCUUUCGAGCCUCUCCCCCCCGACUUAGACGUGCCGGCUCUAGUUGAAUCAACACCGAACUUUCAGUGGGCGCCUAAGUUUCACUGCAAUGCCAUUGAUGCAAAAGGCCUGGAGAGCUUCGAAAAACUAGUGCAGCUCCAUGUUGUCUUGGGUGGUAUGCCCCUAGUUGUGGGAGGGUUCAACGAACGGCUGGACAACUCCCUAUUCUCCGAAAAGUGGCUGAGAGGGGAAUAUGCAACGAAAUCGGAGACUGCCCGGAAUUUGACGACCAAGACCAAUCUUCCACUCACGAUUGGCCAUUAUCUCAAGAACAUGCCCCUUCUUACGAACCAGUGGAACUCUUUCAACUACAAAGAACCCAAUCGACAGCGCAUAUAUCUCAAGGACAUUGAUUGUCCACAGCAAUGGCAUGACUACCUAAAAUCAGUCCUACCACCAUUUUUAUUCUACCUAAACCAGCCGGAUGUCGCCGAAUCAUCUUCAAACCAAGAACAGGCGACAGGAGUCGGAGAUCUGAUGAGCUGCCUUCCGUCGAGUAUGCGCGCGGAGAAUUUGAUGUGCUACAUAGGUCACGAGGGGACAUAUACCCCAGCCCAUCAGGAAAUGUGUGCUAGUCUCGGGCAAAAUAUCAUGGUCGAAGCGUCCGACGGCUUGAUGGAAUACGGGAAGGUCACCAAACCUGGUUCCUCGAUUUGGUUUAUGACUGAGAGCAAGGACCGUCACGUCGUCUCAGAAUACUGGUUGUCUAAGUUGGGGCACGAUAUUGAUGUUGAAGACCAUUUUGCCCAAAUAAAUGCUUGGAAAGGGGCGCCCUUCAAGACCUACAUUGUCGAACAGAGACCUGGCGAUUUCAUCCUUGUCCCCCCUAUGGCGGCGCAUCAGGUCUGGAACCGUGGGACAAGAACCAUGAAGGUAGCGUGGAAUCGUACGACUGCGGAUACCCUGAAAUUGGCCCUUGACGAAGCGCUACCGCAUGCAAGAAUGGUUUGCCGAGACGAACAAUACAAAAACAAGGCCAUUGUGUAUUAUUCACUCGGCCAUUAUUCUAGUCUACUUGCCAAAGGUCCUGCGACCCACACACAAGCCACGAAAAAGCUGCAAGCAGACUUCGCAAAACUCUUUUCCUUGUAUACCGGAAUACUGCUAUCGGAAAGCUUUCAGAAUGAUAUGCCAGACGAGAAGGAAAUUGAGCUGAUUCCCUUUGACGGCAGUAUCACAUGCUCUUAUUGUCGGAGCAAUUUAUUCAAUAGGUUUCUCACCUGCCCGUGGUGUGUCGGUGAUGAGAACGAUACGCUGAAAUGGGUUGAACAAUUCACCUGGGAGGAACUGACGGGGAGGCAUGAAAUGUGGAGGCAACAAAUUCGUCUAUUCAGCGCAGGCAAAACCAGCUUACUUCCAGCAUUUUCAGAGGCGAGAGCUCAGAUGGUCAAGAAAUCCCCGGCACAGAUAUGCCAGGAGCAACUGAAGAGGCGUCCGUGGGUGGACAUAUCUAAACCAAUCUACGAAAAGAUAGAGGAUGAAUCCAGUGACUCAGAGACAUCAACCCCCGCCUGGAAGCGAAGGAAAGGCAAUACUAACGAGGAACGUGGUCGGUGUCAUAUCUGCAAGUGCACAGAACCCAUGUGGAAGUUGGCUUCAUGCUCAAUCUGCCACGUUCAUUAUUGCUACGGCAGUCUGUUCAGGGCUUUUAAUAUACAACCUCAAGAUACCAUGGAGACGGAUGCAUGGGUGUGUCCCAAGUGUGAAAAGAGGUGCAGCUGUGCUGCGUGUCGUCGAAACCCUACGAUGAGCCCAUCCGAACCAAUGAGCACCCUACUUGGCCAUGAUACAACGGCAUUCGCUGAUCCGCGUAGCGUGGAGAGCUUGAUUGACUUCAGACAGUCGAAUAUUCGGUGGUUGAAAAAAGCAGGCGAUGAUGAAAUCGGCCGACUGAUGAGGCACCAACAAGAGGCAGAAGAAACUCGCGACCAAGUGGUGAACAGUAGCAUUCAAUUAGAAGAGUACCCUCAGGUGGCGGCUCGGCCUGUCGCCGUAGUCCACUUAGAGGGACACGAGCCAGCCCGUCGCUCCACAGACUAUGAAGAAAUACCGAUCGACCCUGCGCUGGAAAACUUUGAUGGGUCUUCUCUGACUUUGGAAUCGAUCAUUGGAAUCAAUCAAUGA